GUCAAAAAUCACUUCUCACUGAUCACUAUAAAAGCCGCUUAAAUCUCUCACUGCAGUAGUUCAGUUUUGGAAUUGCAACAAACAAUCAACCAUGGUUCAAAUCGCCGGUACCUACCAACUCGAAAAGAACGAAAAGUUCGCCGAAUAUUUGAUGGCUUUGGGCAUUCCCGAAGACAAAGCCAAACUAGCUGACUCGCUCAAACCCAAACUUCAAGUGGUCGUUGAUGGGAAGAAAAUUUCAUUGAACAGCGACUCCGGAGUUGAGAAUGCCUCGUCGACUUUUACAUUGGGCGAGGAAGUAGACGAACCGAUGCCUCAUAACUUUACUCUCAAAAGCACAGCUAAACUUGAAGGAGACACCUUGACAAUCACCUCCAAAGCUCCCAGCGGCAAAGUUGGAACCAGGGUCUACAAAUUCUCCGAUAGCAACCUCGUUGUGACUUUGAGUGCCGACAGCUCAGCACCCACUGGAAAGAGACAUUACAAGAGAGUUUAAAUGUUUUAAUGUUUUUUAAGUGAUAACAAUGUUAAUUUCUGUUAAUAAUAAAUGAAUUUUAAAAACA
Tribolium madens (black flour beetle) is the source of this 563-nucleotide messenger RNA. Its product is annotated as fatty acid-binding protein, liver-like. Gene Ontology annotation, cellular component: cytosol; nucleus. Gene Ontology annotation, biological process: fatty acid transport. Bases 92 to 496 code for a protein of 134 amino acids. The record is from RefSeq and is a predicted model, not a curated record. NCBI's taxonomy places the organism in Eukaryota, Metazoa, Arthropoda, Insecta, Coleoptera, Tenebrionidae. Gene Ontology annotation, molecular function: fatty acid binding. The transcript has 4 exons.